Molecule: messenger RNA, 1566 nt
Organism: Symbiodinium sp. CCMP2456
Lineage: Eukaryota; Dinophyceae; Suessiales; Symbiodiniaceae
Source: the annotation of a GenBank genome assembly
GCGGCGCUCCGUGAGAAUGCUUCCAGGCGCGAUGGCAAAAGCUGGGCACUUCGACAGCGGUUGCAGGAAUCCUUGGAAUCACUGACACAGCUCGUGCGCGAGAAGGAGCAAGGCCAGGGUCAUCUGGCCUUGAGAUUUCACAAGCGGUUGAUUGCUGAGCUCAAGAAAGUGUGUUGGUCAAAGAAGAAGCAGAAGUCAGUUUGCCGCAUCAUGCUCGAGGAAGCAAAGCUCGUUCUGCGUCUGCAGACGGAACCCACUGACGGGCAAGACAUCGACGCCGGCCAGCAGCAGCUGUGGUAUCACCCCGGCUUUGUCAACUACACCACGUGGAACUUGACCUUGCAUCGCUUGCUGGAAGAUCCUGAAGGAGAGUCUCGCUCAGAUGGUUCGCCAUGCAUUUGCCUGAAGUCUGCUUGCUUCAGGCCGGAUGCAGCAAGCAGCCGGGAUUGUUUCUUGACAUCGCUGCAAGCUUUUGUGCAAGACAUCGAUUUUUCGGCGGCGUACCGCAUGGACUUGUUCAAGAUAGACCAGUCUGUGGAUGCCCUUGCAAUGGGCCGCAUGAGGUUGGGCUAUGUCAGGCUGCUGCCUGUCGCAGCAUCCGAUGCUGCCGAGCCAACCACAGGCUUGGAUGUUUGGCGUGGGCAUGACUGCGAGAAUAACAGGAAACGCGAUAAUGCCAGGAAACGGCGAGCACCAACAGGGCCACGGCAUCGACGACCUGCUAGUGCUCCACGCAGAGGUCCAGGCAGGGCAGCAGCAGCAGCAGCUGACGAGGCACACGAGCUCAUGGACGCUGCAGACGUAGUUGAAGCUCCGCUGGAUAUGGAGGUGGACUCAACAGGCUCAGCUUCUGAAGCCGGGAGCUUGGAGGUUUCGGAGGAUGAGGGCUACGAGGGCAGCGAUCCAGAAGAUGGCGAGGUCUCUGCAGCAAGCAACGCCGCAUCUGAUGAGUCAGAAAACCUGGAAGCCAUGAUGGAGGAGCUUGAGCUGGAGCGCCGUGCUGCGGCAGCCGCAGCCAGGGGUGCCGCCGACCAGACCAGCUCCGGCAGCAGCAACGAUGACAGUAGUGACUCGAGCUCUAGCAGUAGCAGCUCCAGCAGCUCUAGCUCUGACAGUAGCAGCGCAGGCGCGCAACAAGAUCUCGAUGAUGCUCAGGCUGGCCGACAGGCCGUUCACAUGGUGCGAGCUGCAGCAGUGCGUGAGGAAGUGUUCGUGUUGGCUGGUGGUCUUGGUGAGCUUCAUUUCAGCAUGUCUGGAGAAUACAUCCGGGCACAUUGCUCUGCCCAUGAUGCAUGCAGAAGGCAGCGCACAAUCUAUGCAUCAAGUGCCCCAAGCCGGGAAGGACAGGGACGACCAGUGGGACUGCUGCUGGCUUGGCUUCAGAGAGGCCAAACAGUUGCUAGCGCCAAGGAGCAUACUGCAAUGAAAGCAAGAAGCUUUUCGCACCGGGAGCGGAAAAAGGCACGGGAAGACUUCUACGAACAGCCUGGUGCCGAGGCAUGGGCGAAUACCUAUGAGCGGCAGCAACACGAUGGCGAGGGACUGGAACCCAAGUCUGUACCCUAA